Messenger RNA from Hydatigera taeniaeformis, 657 nucleotides. Lineage: Eukaryota; Metazoa; Platyhelminthes; Cestoda; Cyclophyllidea; Taeniidae. The record is from the annotation of a GenBank genome assembly.
AUGGUGCCGACCAGGACAUUCUUGAGUCUGACUAACUCAUUGGCUUCAGUAGAUGGGGAAUUAUGCUCCGUUGUUCUUCCGUCACUCAAUGGUGUCUAUGAGAUCGACCGUUCUGGCUAUCAAGUUGUGGCUCACCAUUUGUGCAGGCACAUACUUCUUCAGGAAGCCAUGUCAUGGCUUAGCACUCUAGGUGGUGGGUUCUCCUGUCUUGGAGAAAAGUUUGAGGAUGCGGCUGAAAUUGCCGGAGAAAUAUCAUUGCGUCAGAUGUAUUUGGCAAUUUCAAUGAAGAUUCCCGUUUUUCAAGCUCGCUGCAGACUCUUUUUUGCACAAAGUCUUAUGCAGCGUGGGCGACUCAAAGCGGCUGAACUUAUAAUUAGAGAUGUCUAUUCAUUUUCCAAAUCUGCCUCUCUCUACGAUAAUCCGCCGGAAGUCCAUCUGGAUCUAAUGUGUCGGGGAAUUUGGAAGCGCCUCUCUCACCUCUGGUCCAUUCGGCGUUCCUCGAGGCAUCGGACCCAGCGAUUGCAGCUCCAUCUUCAAACCAAUGAAAUUGGCAUAUUGCCCUUCUCAGAGCAACCUCUCAGCACAAUGUGUGAUUUUACUGACACUUACAAUAGAAGGCUAUUUCCAGAUAUAACAGCUGUUCUCAAACUUAUGUGA